Messenger RNA from Teleopsis dalmanni, 4611 nucleotides. It is a transcript of the gene Cftr, whose product is annotated as multidrug resistance-associated protein 4. Gene Ontology annotation, cellular component: membrane. Bases 348 to 4520 code for a protein of 1390 amino acids. NCBI's taxonomy places the organism in Eukaryota, Metazoa, Arthropoda, Insecta, Diptera, Diopsidae. The transcript is spliced from 14 exons. Gene Ontology annotation, molecular function: ABC-type transporter activity; ATP binding; ATP hydrolysis activity. The record is from RefSeq and is a predicted model, not a curated record. Gene Ontology annotation, biological process: transmembrane transport.
AAAGUUAAUUAACCCAUUAAUAAGUAUAUAAUAUUGUAUGGUAUUCGCGUGCGUUACACAACACUAUUAUACUUCGAACUCAUACAUGUAAAAUAUAUGGAAACCCAUUCUUUUGAGAAUUCGUUUUAGUUUUAUAAACAAAAAGUUUGCAUUAUCAUCAAACACUUUGCGUUGUUUUGCUUUUUGUUGUCGUUGCCGCCGUGCCGGGCUGCUAAAGCAUAAUUCAGUCGAAUUGGUUAAAUAAUUGUUUGCAUUCAUUGAAAAAGUGAAAUUUUUAAUUAAAAAACUAAUUAACAUAAUUUAUUAUUUCUAUAUGUUUGGAGAUUACUCGCAUUUUUAUCGUCGUUAUGGACAGUUCGAGUAAACCAGAAAGACAAAAUCCUAGACGUAAUGCCAACUUUUUCUCACAUUUAAUUUUUGCGUGGUCUAUACCACUUCUCUAUAAAGGCUCAAAAAAUGGCCUCAAUACAGAUGAUUUGACGCAAUGUCUACCGGAAGAUCGUUCAGAAGAUUUGGGUGACAAAUUAGAAAAACAAUGGUACAAUGAAGUAGAAAGAGCGCGUCGAAAAACAAAGCAACCAUUGUUGCGAAAUGCAAUCUUGCGAACUUUUUGGCCUUCUGCAAUUGUUGAUGGUUUGAUUUCUUUAAUUUACAUUAUUAUUAAAUCUCUUAUUCCAGCUGUAUUGGCACAGUUGCUGCUACAAUUUCAGAAAGCUGCGUCGUCUUCAAAUGAUAUUGUUAACGCAACACUGAUCGACACACAUAAUCGCAGUUUACGUUCGGUUGAGUUAAAUUUCAAUAAGGGUAAUUCUUUGUUAAGAUUUGUGCCAGAUAUCGAUCAAAAUGCACAUACAAAUUCUCUACUCGGAACUGACUCUAAACCUAUCAGCUUAAAUAUAAGUGAUAACCAAAUGUCUGCCCCAGCAUUAAAUGACACUUCUAAUGAUUUCUUCCUAUCGAUUUGGACAGAUGUCUACGCCCUUGGUGCUAUAUUGGUGCUGUCAACUUUACUGGGUUGCUUUUUAAUACAUCACGUGGACUUAAGACAGCGUCUUUUAGGAGCUCGUAUGCGUAUAGCCUGUUGUUCUUUAAUUUAUAGAAAAACACUUCACUUGUCCAUGAAAACGGCAGGACAGACACCUGCUGGUUAUCUUAUAAAUUUGCUCUCUAAUGAUGUUAACCGUUUGGAUUAUGGUUUUAUAUUUGUACACUGGAUAUGGAUAAUGCCACUACAGGCGGUGAUUAUUUGUUAUUUGAUUUGGUUGCGUAUUGGUAUAGCAGCUGUUGUUGGUGUUGUAGGCCUUUUAGUGAAAACUAUACCAGUACAAACGGGACUAAGCAAAUUGGCAUCUAAAUUACGUCUAAAAAUUGCUGAACGUACCGAUGCGCGAGUUGGUAUUAUGAACGAGCUGGUGCAAGGCAUACAGGUUAUAAAAAUGUAUGCCUGGGAGAAGCCAUUUCAAGCUGUAGUUGCUGAAGCUAGAAGACGUGAAAUAAAACAGAUUCGUUAUGCUUCCUUUUUGCGUGGUUUUUAUUUAAGUACAAUGGUGUUUACAGAGCGAUCCACCUUAUACAUUACCAUUGCAGCUGCAGUUCUAAUGGGGAAUAUGAUAUCUGCUGAUAUUGUGUUUUCAGCUGCGGGCUACUAUAACAUUUUGCAACUUGUAGCGGCAAUAUGGUAUCCAUUAGCCGUAUCUUUUGGCGCUGAAGCAUUAGUUUCUUUAAGACGUAUUCAAACAUUUUUAUUGUUAGAGGGGCAUGAUGAAAAGGCGCAUGGUAUUACACAUAAGACGGAUACAUUUGAAAGUAGAGACUCUACCUCCGUUGUACUUAAACAAAUUCACGCUAAUUGGGACUCAGCAAUGGCAAACACACAAGCAACGUUAAAAGAUAUUAAUUUAAAAAUUCAGAAAGGUCACUUAUGUGCAGUUAUUGGACCAGUAGGAGCUGGGAAGAGUUCUUUACUUCAGUUGUUGCUCGGAGAAUUACCUAUAAUUGAUGGUAAUGUGGUGUUACAAGGUGAUAUUUCGUAUGCUUCUCAAGAACCUUGGCUUUUCACUGGUACUGUACGCAAUAAUAUUUUAUUUGGUGAGAGCUACGAUCGUAAACGUUAUAAAGAAGUGACUAAAUGUUGCGCUCUAUCAACUGAUUUUCAACAACUGCACAACGGUGACAAAACUGUUGUUGGUGAACGAGGGGCUUCAUUGUCUGGUGGUCAGAGAGCUCGUAUAAGUUUAGCACGUGCUGUUUAUAAGCCUGCCUCCAUUUAUUUGCUAGAUGAUCCAUUGAGUGCUGUUGAUGCUCAUGUUGGUAGACAUUUAUUCGAUGAGGUUAUCGGGCCAAGAGGAAGAUUAGCAAAUGAAAAAGCUACACGCAUUCUUGUAACACAUCAAGUGCAUUUCCUUACUGAAGCAGAUUGGAUUGUUAUUAUUGAAAAUGGUCGCAUCUCAAGACAAGGCACCUAUAACGAGCUUGCAAGAUGCAGUGAUUUGGACUUUGCCAAAUUACUAGAACGGCCUAAAAGUGAAAAAAAUAGCGAAAGUGAAAAUGAAUCAUUAAACGAUCUGUCGAUAUAUGAAGGAGACGAUAUACCUUAUAUAGACGGAGUUAAUGAUGGCUAUCAACCAUUGCGUAAAGUUAGUUCAAAUGAUGAUUCCAUAAUGAAGAAAUCGCUAAAUUCUGAGCAAGAUUUAUCUAUUGAUGAUGAUAAUGCAGAAGACCAAGCUAAAGGUGGAGUUUCGGCACAUGUGUGGAAAGAAUAUUUUAGCGCCGGCAGUACAUUAAUCGGAUUUAGUUUCAUGGUGUUUAUAAUGCUUUUCUCUCAAAUCGUAUGCAGUGGUUCUGAUUACUUUGUUAAUAUUUGGACUGAACAAGAGUAUCUGCGUUCACAAAAUCAAACUACAACAUUAACUACAACAGAAUGUUUAUAUAUUUACGGUGCACUAAUAGUUGGAGUUGUAAUAAUGACUGUCUUCAGAGGUUAUCUUUUCUUUAAAGUUUGCAUGCAUGCUUCGAAAGUAUUACAUGAUCGUAUGUUUGGUUGUAUAUUGCAUGCUACAAUGAGAUUUUUCGACACAAAUCCAUCUGGUCGAAUUUUAAAUAGAUUCUCUAAAGAUAUGGGUGCUAUAGAUGAGUAUUUACCUAGGUCUAUGAUGGAUUUCAUACAAAUCGCACUUGUUAUGUUUGGUAUAUUAAUUGUUAUAGCAGUCGUUAAUCCUAUACUAUUGAUAGCAAUGUCCGUUGUGGCUUUUGUUGACUGGUUUAUAAUGAAAUUAUACAUUAGACCGUCACAAGACUUAAAACGAUUGGAAGGAAUUUGUCGCAGCCCAGUAUUUUCGCAUUUGUCAGCUUCAUUAUCCGGCAUUGCUACUAUCAGAGCACGCGAGUUACAAGAUGUGGUAGCAAGAGAAUUUGACAAUUUACAAGAUGUGCAUAGCGCUGUAUGGCAACUUACGAUGGCUAGUAAUACUGCUUUAGGACUUUGGUUGGACUGUGCUAGUUGUUGCUUCCUUACUUCUGUUACGUUUAGUUUUAUAAUGCUUAGUCAACAUACAUUUAGUGGAAAUGUGGGGCUUGCUAUAUCACAGGCUAUGAUAUUGACUGGUAUGGUACAAUAUGGUGUUCGUCAAAUCGCUGAAUCCUUACAGCAAAUGACUAGUGUUGAACGUGUACUGCAAUAUACUGAUUUAGAGCAAGAAUCUGAUAUAAAGAAAGAACCACCGAAAAUAUGGCCAACCCAUGGACAACUAGAAUUUAAGAAUAUGUCUUGCCGUUAUGAUCCAAAUGCUGCAGCUGUUCUUAAAAAUUUAAAUAUUUUAAUUCAGCCUGGUUGGAAAGUAGGAAUUGUAGGGCGUACAGGUGCAGGAAAAUCAUCCCUAAUAGGUGCACUAUUCAGAUUAGCAAAUAUUGAUGGCAACAUUUUUAUUGAUGGCAUAGAAACUGGUGAAAUAUCACUGGAAUCACUGCGUUCUAAAAUAUCAAUAAUACCACAAGAUCCGGUGCUGUUUUCUGCUACAUUACGUUAUAAUUUGGAUCCAUUUGAAAAAUAUUCCGAUGCUGAUAUAUGGCGCGCACUAGAAGAUGUUGAACUCAAAGGUGCUAUAGCUGGAUUAGAAUAUAUGGUUACGGAGCGUGGUAGUAAUUUCAGUGUUGGCCAGCGUCAACUCAUUUGUCUUGCUCGAGCCGUUUUGCGUAAUAAUAAAAUUUUAGUGUUAGAUGAAGCAACCGCUAAUGUAGAUCCACAAACUGAUGCGUUAAUACAGCGUACGAUACGUGUAAAAUUUAAAAAUUGCACUGUAUUAACAGUAGCACAUCGUCUACAUACCGUUAUGGAUUCGGAUCGUAUAUUAGUUAUGGAUGCCGGAUUAGCACGAGAAUUUGACAUUCCACAUGUGCUAUUAAAAUCAUCGAAUAGCUUUUUACGCCAUAUGGUUGAUGCAACAGGGAGCGAAGCAGAUGCUCUAAAAAAAAUUGCUAGUGAAACGUAUCAAAAAAAUAAAUUGCUACUUACUCAUAAAUAGUAUAGUUUGCAUUUAUAAACAUUGUGGUGCUUUAGCGUACACAAUACGUAUUUAAAAAUUGAAAUUAAUUUAUUAUUUAAGAUUCAUUAUA